UUAUCUACCUAGAGGCUCAAGAAACUGCCAUUGUAGUUGAUUUCUGCAUGCGCUUGCUUCAGCUUUACUCUUCUCACAAUAUUGGCAAGAUAUCUGUAAGUCUUUCAAGCAGCCUACUGAGUGAAGCAAAGACUGAGAUGUAUAAGGAUUUACGUGCUCUUCUUCAACUAAUAGCAAAUCUCUGUUCAAAAGAUAUGGUCGACUUCUCAUCCGACUCCAUUGAGACACCAGGAACAAGUAUAUCUCAGGUUGUUUACUUUGGUCUUCACAUAGUUACCCCUCUGAUAUCCUUGGACCUGCUGAAGUACCCCAAGCUCUGUCAUGAUUACUUCUCAUUGCUGUCUCAUAUGUUGGAAGUUUAUCCUGAAAUGGUUGCCCAACUAAAUAAUGAAGCCUUUGCUCAUGUACUUGGAACUCUUGAUUUUGGCCUCCAUCAUCAGGACACAGAAGUUGUUGACAUGUGCUUGAAAGUUCUAAAAGCACUUGCUUCUUACCACUACAAGGAGACAAGCAUCGGUAAAAUAGGGCUGGGGUCACAUGCUUCAGGUUUUAAGGAUUCUGAUGGAAAAUUCCAGGAAGGCAUUUUGAGUCGGUUCCUUCGUUCACUGCUGCAGUUACUCCUCUUUGAGGAUUAUAGCACUGAUCUUGUAGGAAUUGCAGCAGAUGCUCUCUUCCCAUUGAUCCUUUGUGAACAAGGUGUAUACCAGAGAUUAGGGCAGGAGUUAGCGGAUAGUCAAGCAAAUCCAACACUGAAAUCAAGGUUGGUAAAUGCAUUGCAGUCCUUGACAAGCUCAAACCAGCUUUCUCCAACCCUUGACCGUAUCAACUACCAGAGAUUCAGAAAGAAUCUACACAGCUUCCUAAUCGAAGUUCACGGAUUCUUAAGGACAAUGUGACUUGUGCAAUUUGAUCUGUAAAAUAUAAGAAAAAGAUUUCUUUUUCCUAUUUUUCAUUUUGUUCUCUAUUUUUUUGUAUGUUUGCUUGGAUUGUUGCAUUCUAGGCAUCAUCUUAAUUGUUGGCUGUGAAUAUUCUUGUCAUUGUCUUUUAUUAAUAUAGUUGAACAAAAUCAAUCAGCAAAAGAAAAAUAGACGGUUACUUAGAGGGUUUUUGUUUUU
Messenger RNA from Vitis riparia (riverbank grape), 1115 nucleotides. Its product is annotated as exportin-4-like. Lineage: Eukaryota; Viridiplantae; Streptophyta; Magnoliopsida; Vitales; Vitaceae. The record is from RefSeq and is a predicted model, not a curated record. Gene Ontology annotation, biological process: protein export from nucleus. The transcript is spliced from 8 exons. The coding region runs from base 48 to 896 and encodes 282 amino acids. Gene Ontology annotation, molecular function: nuclear export signal receptor activity. Gene Ontology annotation, cellular component: cytoplasm; nuclear pore.